UGCCCAGCGGGGUUCGGGGGCGUCCUCCCGCCUCGGCUGCGUGCGGGCGUUCAGCGGCGCGGCUAGCCUGCGUCCGUGGUGCCGGCAGAGGCGGAAGACCGUCUCGGGGGUCUCGAGUCUUGAAGCCCACUCCCGAGAGCUCCGUCCGAUGGGGCGCUCCCCGCGGGAGACACGGCGGCGAGCCCUUAACGAGGAGCCGCCUCUGCGCGGUGCAGACCCAGAAGGACGCGGUCCUUGGGGUUUUGGCGGGAUGCUGAGGACAGCCCCACGGAGGGGUCGCCCUGCUGGGGGCCAGGUUUGAGCCUCUGCGGCCGUCGAGGCAGCGCCUUCCAGCGUCCCCAGUGUCCAGUUAACGACUUUAAAAAAUCCGGUUAAGCCGGGACAGCGCACGUGGGAUCUCGCCCACCGCAACCCUCGUCCGCGGAGCCGAGAACGCCGCUGCCGCUCUGCGAGGUUUGACCCUCGCUGCGCUCCGUUUUCGGCCCCGCGUGGUCGCGUUCCCGCGCUUUCGGCCUGAAGGGUCAGAGGGCGCGGCGCAGGCGCAGGGAGCCGAGGCGGCGGCGGCGGCCAUGGGCGAGGCAGGCGGCGCUGAGGAGGCCUGUCGGCGCGUGGGGGCCCGAGAGGAGUUCGUUAAAGUCCGCAAGAAGGACCUGGAGCGGCUGACGACGGAAGUGAUGCAGAUCCGGGACUUCCUGCCCCGGAUUCUCAACGGGGAGGUGCUGGAAAGCUUCCAGAGGCUGAAGAUCGCCGAGAAAAGCCUGGAAAGGAAAGAGCAAGAGGUAGAGCACCUGAGGACAGACUGUGCGCACUUCCGAGCCCGCCUCGAGGCCGUGCAGGCUGACAGCCUGAGAGAGAAGAAGGAGAAGCUCGCUCUUCGACAGCAGCUGAACGAAGCGAGGCAGCAGCUCCUGCAGCAGGCAGAGUACUGCACGGAGAUGGGGGCGGCGGCCUGCACCCUGCUGUGGGGCGUCUCCAGCAGUGAGGACGUGGUCAAGGCCAUUCUGGGAGGAGAGAAAGCUUUGAAGUUUUUCAGCAUCACUGGUCAGACCAUGGAGAGUUUUGUGAAGUCGCUGGAUGGGGAUGUCAAGGAGCCGGAUUCUGAUGAGAAUCAGUUUGUGUUUGCUCUGGCUGGGAUCGUGACAAAUGUGGCCGCCAUUGCGUGUGGUCGAGAAUUCUUGGUUAACUCAAGCCGGACUCUGUUGGACACCGUGCUGCAGCUUCUGGGGGACCUGAGGCCGGGACAGUGCACCAAACUCAAAGUGUUACUGCUGAUGUCCCUGUACAACGUGAGCAUCAACCUGAAAGGCUUGAAGUACAUCAGCGAGAGCCCAGGAUUCAUCCCGCUGCUCUGGUGGCUUUUGAGUGACCCGGACACAGAGGUGUGUCUCCACGCGCUGCGACUCGUCCAGUCUGUGGUCCUGGAGCCGGAAGUCUUCUCCAAGUCGGCCUCCGAGCUCCGGAGCUCCCUGCCCCUGCAGCGCAUCGUGGCCAUGGCCAAGAGCCGCAACCCGCACCUGCAGACCGUGGCCCAGGAGCUCCUGGAGGACCUCCGCGCCCUGGAGCGUGACGCGUAGGGGCGCUCGGUGUGUCCCUUCCCCUCCCCCAGGCCCCCACUUUGUGUUCCGAAACCGUCACCGUGCGCCAUGUGUUAGAGACGGUAGAACGUCAGUGACUGGAGAGGGACAUGAGUGCGCAGGCGUCCACAUCACUUCCUCCUGCAAGCGAGGGUGCCCGUGGGCAGCGGCUUGACCCGGCCAGGGGGCGGCUGCGGAAGAUCCACCCUUCGGGCAAGGCCCACGCCCAGGACCUGGAGGAGGGCCGUCUUCGAGCGGCUCCCGCUGCUCAGGGGACUUCCCGCGACCUCUGGGUUCGCCUGCACGAAGGGGAUGAGAUAGCCACGUGCCCCGCUGGUCAGCAUUUUCCUGAGAUACAUGUUUUGAAAAACAAUUCAUUCUCUCUCUAGUAGUGAUAAUUGAUUCCCUAAAAUGCAAGUUCACCUUUAAGCCUUUCGGUGAACUUGCUAGUUCAGGUGACAUUGGACGUUUCAGUUCUGUUUGUUGUGCCUGUUUUACUUUUGAAUAAAGAAAGCCAGAAGAGUCA
Molecule: messenger RNA, 2100 nt
Organism: Neogale vison (American mink)
Lineage: Eukaryota; Metazoa; Chordata; Mammalia; Carnivora; Mustelidae
Gene: HSF2BP
Product: heat shock transcription factor 2 binding protein
Exons: 9
Coding region: 570-1574 (334 amino acids)
Cellular component (GO): cytosol
Source: RefSeq, a predicted model, not a curated record